AUGACGUUGGGCGCAGCGACAGCCAACGAUCCCAUCGACUCAACACUCGCCUCUCCCUCGCGCGACGAGCAACGCCGCCAAGCAAAUCAAGCCGCCUUCUCCCGCGACCUCGAAUUCCUCUCCUCGCUCGCCAAUCCCUACUACCUCAAUCACCUCGCCCUCUCCGGCGCGCUGUCCUCACCUUCCUUCAAACGUUACCUCAAGUACUUGGACUACUUUCGACAUCCAAAGUACGUCAAAUAUUUGCACUAUCCGCAGGCGUUGCAUUUCUUGGAUCUGCUGCAGAACGAGGAGGAGUUCCGAUUGGCUUGCAGAGAUCCAGCUUUUGCAGGCGAGGUAAUGGCGAAACAGAUUGGUCACUGGGCGACCUGGAGGGAUCCGGAGAAUGCGGCUGGACAGGAGCAAGACGAAGCAGGCGAGCAAGGCGAGGCAAGAGAGACAACUGGCGGGCAGACGGCCUAG
Messenger RNA from Mycosarcoma maydis (corn smut), 462 nucleotides. RefSeq lists its product as uncharacterized. Bases 1 to 462 code for a protein of 153 amino acids. Lineage: Eukaryota; Fungi; Basidiomycota; Ustilaginomycetes; Ustilaginales. The record is from RefSeq and is a predicted model, not a curated record. Gene Ontology annotation, biological process: regulation of transcription by RNA polymerase II. Gene Ontology annotation, cellular component: core mediator complex; mediator complex. The transcript has a single exon. Gene Ontology annotation, molecular function: transcription coregulator activity.